Messenger RNA from Carlito syrichta (Philippine tarsier), 1333 nucleotides. RefSeq names its product VPS10 domain-containing receptor SorCS2-like. The transcript has 9 exons. The annotation marks the transcript as partial. Lineage: Eukaryota; Metazoa; Chordata; Mammalia; Primates; Tarsiidae. The record is from RefSeq and is a predicted model, not a curated record.
GCAGCGGUUUCAGGGGCCAGGGAGGCCAGCAGCGCCGGCCGGGGUGGGCUGAGCCCCUCGGGGCCGCUCCUCCCCUGACGCUCCCACGGCAGGGCGACCGCUGCAUCAUGGGCCAGCAGAGAAGCUUCCGGAAGAGAAAGCCCACGUCCUGGUGCGUCAAGGGGAAGAGCUUCACGUCGCCGCUCACGUCCCGCGUGUGCGCGUGCCGGGACUCGGACUUCUUGUGCGACUACGGGUUCGAGCGUGUCCCCUCCACAGAGUCCGACGCCGACAAGUGCUCUGCCAACUUCUGGUUUAACCCGCUGUCCCCGCCCGAAGACUGUGCCCUGGGCCAGACCUACACCAGCAGCCUCGGGUACCGGAAGGUGGUGUCCAACGUGUGCGAGGGCGGCGUGGACCUGCAGCAGAGCCCGGCGCGGCUGCAGUGCCCUCUCAUGCCGCCCCGGGGCCUGCGGGUCAGCAUCCAUGGCGACGCGGUGGCCGUGCGGCCCGGGGAGGACGUCCUGUUCGUGGUGCAGCAGGAGCGGGGUGAUGUCCUGACCACCAAGUACCAGGUAGACCUUGGCGAUGGCUUCAAGGCCAUGUAUGUGAACCUGACGCUGACGGGGGAGCCCGUCCGGCAUCGCUACGAGAGCCCGGGCAUCUAUCGCGUGUCCGUUAGGGCCGAGAACGUGGCGGGGCACGAUGAGGCGGUGCUCUUCAUCCAGGUCAACGCGCCCCUGCAGGCCCUCUACCUGGAAGCGGUUCCCAUCACGGGCGUCAACCGGGAGGUGAACCUCACGGCUGUGCUGCUCCCGCUGAGCCCCAACCUCACCGUCUUCUACUGGUGGAUCGGCCACAGCCUGCAGCCCCUCCUCUCCCUGGAGAACUCUGUGACGACACGCUUCCCGGACACGGGGGACGUGCGUGUGACCGUGCAGGCCUCCUGUGGGAACUCGGUGCUGCAGGACUCCAGGGUCAUCCGCGUGCUGGAUCAAUUCCAGGUUGUGCCGCUGCAGUUUUCCAAGAGCCUGGAUGCCUACAACCCCAACACGCCCGAGUGGAGGGAGGACGUGGGCCUGGUGGUCACCCGGCUGCUCUCCAAGGAGACCAGCAUCCCCGAGGAGCUGCUGGUGACCGUGGUGACGCCCGGCCUGCCCACCGUGGCCGACCUGUAUGUGCUCCUGCCCCCUCCCCGGCCCACGAGGAAGAGGAGCCUCACGGGCGACAAGCUUCGCACCUUCUGCGGCCUGCGUCUCUUUUCCAUUCCGACGGAAACGAGGCGUUUUUGCGGGCCGGGCCCUGGCUGGGCCCGCUUUGUGUCCCACCGCUGGUUCUCGGUGAAAAUUGGCUG